AUGUUACAGGCUUCGAGGAUAUACUUUAGCAGCAGGCUAUCACAUUCAUGUGUACGCUUAAAUUAUAUACCUAAAAGGACAUAUGCUGACUUUCUUAAAGAUUUACCUAAAGUUGGUGGAGGAAUUUCAAGAAUUUCAAAGAAAACCCAAAAGCCUAAUGGACCUACAAACAAGAAUACAGAGACAAAUUCGAAACCAAAUCAAAAUCAAAACAUACCCAAGGGAAAUAGAUUUGCUCAGCAAUAUUCACAGCCGAAGAAAAAGAAUGAUUUGAAUAGCAAGCCUAAAAAUCAGAAUCGCUUUACCAAAGAAGAGAAGGUUGAACUUGACAGAACCCAACAAUACAAUAUGGCCAAAAAGGCAUUGAAAGAGAAGGAGAAGAACCAAGCACAAAGUAAACAACAGACAAAUAAGACACCUAGUCCAAAACCACGACAACAAAAACCUACCAAAAAAGCAGAAACAAAAGUUGAAAAUAUUAAGAUCCAGGUUCCAACUUUUAUUACUGUUUCUAAUCUUUCCACUAUCAUGGGUGUCCCUUUGAAUGAUUUAUUAAAAAAAUUAGAAAUACUAGGAUUCGAAGGAAUGACCCAUAACUAUAUUUUAGAUAAAGAAAAUGCUUCAUUGAUUGCUGAUGAAUACGGAUUUGAAGUUACUAUGAAUGAUGAUACGGGUGCUGAUUUAUUUCCGUCCCCAGAAUGUGAAGACGAGAGUAAGCUUAGGCCAAGGGCCCCUGUUGUCACCAUUAUGGGACAUGUGGAUCACGGUAAGACUACAAUCUUGGAUUACUUAAGAAAAUCGUCGGUCGUUGCCCAAGAACAUGGUGGUAUUACUCAACACAUUGGUGCUUUUUCAGUAAUAACUCCAAUUUCCAAGCAAAAGAUUACCUUUUUGGAUACACCAGGGCAUGCAGCAUUUUUAAAAAUGAGAGAAAGAGGUGCAAUAAUUACAGAUAUUGUUAUUUUAGUAGUUGCUGCUGAUGAUUCAGUAAUGCCGCAAACUAUUGAAGCAAUCAAACACGCGAAAAAGUCUGGUGUUCCAAUGAUUGUUGCCAUUAAUAAGUGUGAUAAGCCAGGUGUUAAGACCGAUAGGGUUUUAGCAGAUUUAUCCAGACAUGGAAUUGAUAUUGAAGAAUAUGGUGGAGAUACACAGACCGUUCAAGUUUCUGGUAAAACAGGUUUGAAUAUGGAUAAGUUGGAAGAAGCCGUCAUUACAUUACGUGAAAUGAGUGAUUUUAGAUCUGAAAUUAGUAAUAUACCUUCCGAAGGUUGGGUUAUUGAAUCAGAAAUAGCUAAAGGUAUGGGUAAUAUCUCAACCGUCUUGGUUCGUAGAGGUACUGUCAAAGUCGGUAGUUAUUUAGUCGCUGGCAACACUUAUUGCAAAGUAAGAGGUAUGAAAGAUGAAAAUGGAAAGACAGUUAAAACUGCCGGUCCUUCUACACCAGUUCAAAUAUGGGGCUGGAAGGAUUUACCUCAAUCGGGGGACCAAAUCUUGGAAGCCAAGAAUGAACUGAUUGCCAAAAAAGUUUGUGAAAACAGAAUAAACCGUGAAAAGCAAAUUAAAGCAGCUGGAGAUAUUGAAACGAUCAAUAAGAAAAGGCAGGCCGAAAUCAAAGAAUUAGCAAGACAAGAAAAGAUCAAUGAAUUGAAAUUGGCUGGAUUUGAUGAAAAAACUCUAAAGAGUGAGUUCGAAUCUGAACCUGAAUGCAUUAAAGUCAAAUAUAUCAUUAAGUCCGAUGUUUUUGGAUCAGCGGAAGCAAUUAAAGGAAGUAUAGAUGGUUUAGGUAAUGAGGAAGUAAAAUCUGUAGUUAUCUUACAUGAAGCUGGAAUGCCAUCUGAUUCGGAUGUUGACAGGGCCAAAGCGCUCGAUGCAAAAAUUUUGUGCUUCAACGUGAAAAUUCCUAAAGCAAUACAGGCAAAAGCUGACAAAAGCCUUGUCGAUGUAAAGGAAUAUAACAUCAUUUACCGAUUAAUUGAAGACGUUACGAAUGAAUUAACCUCCCACUUGAAACCUCACAUUGAGACUAAAAUCCUAGGUGAGGUCGAAAUCAAAGAUGUGUUUUCCAUCACUUCUAAGACCAAGCUGAAGUUCAAAAUCGCGGGUUGUAAAGUUAAUACCGGUAACAUAAAAAGGUCAUCCAAGAUAAAGGUUCUAAGAGGAAAGAAUGAGAUGUUUAAUGGUUCUCUCUCGUCACUUAAACAUGUUAAGGAUGAUAUUUCUGAGGCCAAGAGAGGUAAUGAAUGUGGGAUUUCAUUUGAUAACUGGGAUAAAUUCCAAGCUGGAGACAUAAUUCAAGUUUAUGAAGAAAUCGUACACCCAAGAUAUUUGUAA
Debaryomyces hansenii CBS767 is the source of this 2331-nucleotide messenger RNA. It is a transcript of the gene IFM1, whose product is annotated as translation initiation factor 2. The coding region runs from base 1 to 2331 and encodes 776 amino acids. The transcript has a single exon. The record is from RefSeq and is a predicted model, not a curated record. Lineage: Eukaryota; Fungi; Ascomycota; Pichiomycetes; Serinales; Debaryomycetaceae. Gene Ontology annotation, molecular function: translation initiation factor activity; GTP binding; GTPase activity. Gene Ontology annotation, biological process: translational initiation.